Molecule: messenger RNA, 1376 nt
Organism: Mauremys mutica (yellowpond turtle)
Lineage: Eukaryota; Metazoa; Chordata; Testudines; Geoemydidae
Gene: MYL7
Product: myosin light chain 7
Exons: 7
Coding region: 792-1316 (174 amino acids)
Biological process (GO): cardiac muscle tissue development; heart contraction
Cellular component (GO): myofibril; cytoplasm
Molecular function (GO): calcium ion binding
Source: RefSeq, a predicted model, not a curated record
GGCAACAUUUUUAUAAGAGAUGGCCUCCAUACUUGGCCUCCACAACUCUGGGUGGCCUCCAUACUUGGGCACGCCAAGAGGGGAACCCAAAACCUGGGGCACCGGUGUUUCAAAAUGUGGCUGCACACGACUAGCUUGAAGCCAGGGUUCGACUUCACCUCUCGACGCUGUGCUGUAGCCACUAGGCCGCCCUGCCUCCCUGGCCCGGCUAUUUACUCAAUGUGAACGAAGCAUUUCAAGAAGGUUCCGUCUCAACCUGAUCGGAUCGGCCCGUUCCUUUUCGUUUCCAGCUGUAUUGUAUUGGUUGGGCCCGUGUCAAUAACAGAAUGCCACGGUUUAAACAGUCCGGCGGGAGUCCAAGCGAGCGGCUACAGCCCCCACCCUAGAAUGGGCCAGUCGACCCGAACCACAAGCCGGGUUUCGAAAACAGUUUUUCACUGGAACAUUCAACUUUGUUUUGUUCCGAUUCAGAGCCAAACCGAAUUUUGCGCGGCCAGAAAUUUCCGAGGAAGGGAAAUCCCGGGAUGUGACCAGCAUAGGGACCCCGGCUGCUCUGCAGCCACCUGGGGACCCCUUCCACAGAGCUCAAGCCGGCUCCCGGGGUCCACCCUGCUGGAAUGUCGCUGUCAUCCAGCCCUUAUCACCCCGGCCAGCUCUGCGCCGGGACUGCCAAGUUUGGCGCUCUCCCCUUGUUCUGCUCCUAAUUUAGCUACCUAGGUGAUAAGCAGCAGUAUAUAGUGGAGCCCAGCCACCGCCUCGCUGCGGAGGAGCUGCGGAGCUGACACAGCAGGAUGGCCAGCCGGAAAGCCGGGACACGAAGCAAAGCUGCCGCCAAGCGCGCCCAGAGGGGCUCCUCCAACGUCUUCUCCAUGUUUGAGCAGUCUCAGAUCCAGGAGUUCAAGGAGGCAUUCAGCUGCAUCGACCAGAACCGUGAUGGCAUUAUCACAAAAUCAGACCUGAAGGAGACCUAUUCCCAGCUUGGGAAAUUGAACAUGAAGGAUGAGGAGCUGGAUGAGAUGUUGAAGGAGGGGAAGGGCCCCAUCAACUUCACCGUCUUCCUCGCACUCUUCGGGGAGAAGCUGAAUGGCACCGACCCGGAGGAAUCCAUCCUCAACGCUUUCAAACUCUUCGACCCCAACGGAACCGGCCAUGUGAACAAGGACGAGUUUAAGCAGCUCCUGCUGACCCAGGCAGACAAGUUCACCCCGGAGGAGGUGGAGCAGAUGUUCGCGGUGACGCCCAUUGACGUGGCGGGAAAUAUCGAUUACAAAUCCCUCUGUUACAUCAUCACCCACGGCGACGAGAAGGAGGACUGAUGGGUGAUGCGGACAAUCGGCAUGUGCCCCACGCCUAGCGCCAUUGAAAUAAAAGCCCAA